AUGUCGGCGGCAGAGCCUUGGCGGUUCUUCUGCACCGCGGGCCGCGGGCUGGAGCCCUUCCUGGCGCGGGAGGUGCGGGCGCGGCUCGGCGCCACCGAGGUGGACUCCGUCUCGGGAAAAGUGUUCUUCAGGGCGGCGGCGGGGCCCGCAGAGCUGCGGCAGCUGCGGUCGGCGGAGCGCCUGUUCCUGCUGCUGAAGAAGCACAGCCCGCUGCCGGUGUCCGGGAACAGAGGGAAAAUGCUUCAUGAGAUUAAAAGCCUUGUCAUUGAGGACCCGAAAUACUGGCUGGAUAUUGUCUCUGUUUGGAGAAAGCUUCAUGGACACAAGGGGAAAACAGAUGAUGGCUCUAUAGAAAAUGCAUUGGCUCUGAAGAGAAAGUCAGAAGAAGAGACAAAUACUGCAAGUAAGAGGCAAAAGACAAAACAAGUGAGGACAGCUGUGUCUGAGGAGUGUCAGGUGGGAGCUGGAGAGACCUGUGAGGCACUAGCCAGAAUGAGCAGGCAGGAGUGCUGGACUGAGAGCAGGACUUGCUCAGAAUUGCCUUCCAUGGGCAGUGCAGAGGAUCCUGCUGCCCCUGAGGAGCUUGGCUUCAGCUUCAGGGUGUCGUGUCGCUGCAGUGGAGCCAUUGCCAGAACACUGACUUCACAGGAGGUCGGCAGAGCCCUUGGCACAGCCCUGGUGAAGCAGUGUGGGUGGCGAGCUGAUCUGCGGGACCCUGACCUGGAGAUCUUUGUACAUCUCAAUGACAUUCACUCUGUGGUGGGGAUUCCUCUUUUCAGGCUUCCAUUGGCAAACAGAGAGUACAUCAGAACAGCAGGACUGCGGUCAACAGUGGCAUGGGCCAUGGCAUCUCUGGCUGAAAUCAGGGCUGGUGCCCUUGUGCUGGAUCCCAUGUGUGGGCUAGGAACCAUCCUGCUGGAGGCUGCCAAGGAGUGGCCUGACGCCUGGUACUGGGGUGCUGAUAUAAGUGACUCACAGUUAGAGGGUGCAGAUGGCAAUAUCAGAGCUGCAGGCCUGGUGGAUAAGAUUGAGCUGCUGAAAGCUUCUGUGAAAGCGCUGCCAUUGCCUUCAGAAAGCUUUGACAGCGUUAUUUCGGAUAUUCCAUUUGGGAAGAAGUUCAAGACCACGAGAGAUGCCCAGCUCCUACCAGAUCUUCUCCAGGAAAUGGAGAGAGUGCUUCGAGUUGGAGGGACCCUGGUGUUGCUGCUGAGCCAGGAGCUCCACAGACGCAUGGAUGGUUUGACCAGCAGUGCUGGAUGUGACCCUGCUGAGGCCUCUGCUGACGGUGACACUGGAGCAGCUCCUGCACAGGCCGUGGAUGGUUUGACCAGGAGUGCUGGACGUGACCCUGCUGAGGCCUCUGCUGACAGUGACACUGGAGCAGCUCCUGCACAGGCCAUGGAUGGUUUGACCAGCAGUGCUGGAGGUGACCCUGCUGAUGGUGACAGCAGAGCAGCCCCUAGUGUGGAUGGGAAUUCCUCCUCCUUGGCCCAGGGGCGUGCAGAACCUGUUCUCAGCAGACAUUUUGGGUCCCUGCUGCCAGAGGGUGUCUAUGCUGUUAGCCUGGGCAAGACUGAUGCUUUCAUCCACAAAUACAGGAAGGUGUCUGGGCCUGGGAGCUCUCCCAGGACUGGGACACUCCCUGGAGCUGGGAACUCUCUGGGCCUGGGCUGAAGGGAACUGGAAAGCUUUGGGAGCAGCAGGGCAGGACUCGGUGGGGCUCUGCUGAUGCAGACACACCCACUGCCAUCCCUUAGAUUGCCUCACCUUCCUGGCAUGUCCUAAGGCACUGUGCUGUUGUGUCUCUGGUUUUCAGGAGAGGUGGAAUGUGACCGUGUUCACAGGGGUCUGAGGAUGAGGGAAGAGACGAGGAUCUGACUCCAUGUUUCAGAAGGCUGAUUUAUUAUUUUAUGGUAUAUAUUAUAUUAAAACUAUACUAAGAGAAUGGAAGAAAGGAUUUCAUCAGAAGGCCGGCUAAGAAUAGAAAAAGAAGGAAUGGUAACAAAGGCUUGUGGCUCGGACAGAGAGUCCCAGCCAGCUGACUGUGAUUGGCCAUUAAUUAGAAACAACUCUAUGAGACCAAUCACAGAUGCACCUGUUGCAUUCCACAACAGCAGAUAACCAUUGUUUACAUUUUGUUCCUGAGGCCUCCCAGCUUCUCAGGAGGAAAAAUCCUAAGGAAAGGAUUUUUCAUAGAAGAUGUGUGUGACAGUGGAAGAUGCCAGUUCUGCUGUAUUGGAUAAAGUGUAUUGCAGUGUGGCAGAGUCCUCAAAUCCUUGUUUAGGCAAAGCUGCUCAGUAUUGGGAGGAGUUUCUGUAGGAGAGAAAGUCUUGAUUUGCAGAACUGCAAACCCAGAUGUGGUAGCCCAUGAUCUUUGGGCUGUGCACUCCAUCUAUUCAUUUCUAAGUAAUAUUUAAGCUACAAGUUUGUCUAUUCUAGUUAUUCUUCGGGUUCUAGUUAUUGUUUGGGUUGUUCUUAGGUGGAGGAUAGGCGAGCCCCCUGAGAUGCUGAGCAGGAAGGGAGGCUGAAGGAGAAGCAGCAGCACUGACAGCUGGAGUUGCAGCCAGUCCCAGGCCCUGGACACCAGCUCUGUUUUGUGUGUCCUGGGUCCUCCCUGCCCUGCCUGUCCCCCUCCCUCCUGCACUUUUGGGACACCUUUUUCUCUCCCCUGUACCUUUUCUUUUCUCUUGGUUCUUCUGUCCCAUCAAAAUAGGGCUUUUAGAACUGUACCAGCAUUAAAGAAAGGGCCCAAGGCAAUAGUGAAAGCACUCCCUCCUUUGGGUUUUAGCGUCCUUUGUACAAAGGCUGAGAUACCAAAAACCAAAAAUCAUUGCACAUUUUCUGUGAGAACUAAACAUAAAGACUUCUCACUGCUUUCCUAAGCCAUGCAGGAACACUGGAGGCCUUUUGGGAAGGGAAAAUUAUGAUAAAAUACAUUUCUGUAUGUUUCUGUGUCAAGCUUUUGACUGAAGAUCACCUUAAAGAGCAGAGUUUUGUUUAAUAAUGUUAUUUUGUUGACUUCAACACUGUUUCUCUCAAAUGUUUUUACUGAGAAAAGUAUAAAAUAGGACUAUAUUUGCAUUUUCAAACAUAUUUUUGUCCUUAAGUAUCUUGUAGUUAUUAAUGUGUAUUUUUGCAGAUGUGCAGUCUGUGAUAAAGAUAGCUUUCCUGCUUGACUUGGUGGCAAUGAUUUGUAAGAAGUUUAUAAACAUGCUGGGGUCUGCUCCAGGGAAAGACUCUCGUAUCCUUGUCGUCGGGCUCGGUGCUGUCCAAGAA
Molecule: messenger RNA, 3276 nt
Organism: Melospiza georgiana
Lineage: Eukaryota; Metazoa; Chordata; Aves; Passeriformes; Passerellidae
Gene: THUMPD2
Product: THUMP domain containing 2
Exons: 11
Coding region: 1-1674 (557 amino acids)
Biological process (GO): tRNA methylation
Molecular function (GO): RNA binding; tRNA (guanine) methyltransferase activity
Source: RefSeq, a predicted model, not a curated record